AACGAAGGACUCUAAAGCUUUUCAAGUGAAGUUUUCAAAGGAUUUUAGAUUCAACCCUUUCAGGUAAUAACAAAUGGAAUUUUUUAGAGAAGUUGGAGAACUCCGGGGUAACCAGGGCAUGGAAGAGGAAGAGGGUGUUAUGUCCGUAGAGCCGAUUGUGAUGAUUGUACCUCCAGAACUGCAAGACUUGCCGAAAACCCCUACACCCGAGAGUAAUGCCAGUUCGAGUGCACACGAGGGCUCCGGUGAUAAUCAUUCUUCGCCAUCUGAGGGGUCGUCAUCAGAAAGGACUCCCAAUGCUGGAAAAGAUGUGGGGGAAGGCGUAAGUAGUCCCUUGCAGGAAAGCAUGGAGGUGAAUGUGGAUGUGCCUAUGGUUGCAGUUAGAGAUACUUGCGAAGGCAACUGUGUUCAGAUCGCUCUUCUUGUGUCGGUUGAGUACCACUCAAAUGAUGUGGAUACACAAAUAGAGAGGGUCAGCAACGAUCUAGCAACUCGUCUCUCUAGAUGGCACUUAGGGCAUACUUACAUGAACUAUCCCAUGAUAACUCCUGACAACCUGGAGCUUAAGGAUAGAAUAACAAACUACGUAAAAGCGGAGGGGUUAGUUGAUUUGGAAGCUCUGGUUACCCUGAGGUGCUCGCUAUGCACGGGUUUGUGGAUGUUGCAAACCUGUUCAGUGAAGCCGCCUGAAGCUCCUCGUAGCUCGUCACAAAAAGAGCAAGGCUCAAGCUCGGCUUCACAGCCACACGCCGAAUGUAGAGUAGAAGCCGUUUCUGUUGAGACUUGGAGGUGUGCUCGUGAAGAUUCCGAUGCUGAAGAUGAUGUACCACUGAUUUGGUGCAGGUUAAACUCUGGGAGUCAAUUUGGAAUGGUGUGUUCACCUGACGUGCCCACUGCCCCAGCAUGUGAUACUGCUGAGGCACUGCCUACACCAGCACCCAGCAUGGGCCCCAGAAUCACAUACCCUAAGGGUUUUAGCUAUACUAAAGCCGACUGUCAGCUCGCCAUGGCGUUAAGCUAUUCGGUAGCUUUGUUUGAGAGUGAGCAAGUAGCUCGUGGGCAAAAUUGCGAGCUGAGUGACACGUGCAAGCGGUUGACAUCUGACAAGGUGAGCUUGGAGGAUGAGGUGAACCGUCCGCAAAGCUCAGAGAUGGCCAACAAGGCUGCAUCUUCUGAGAGCCGGGCUGAUGAGUUGGCCAACAAAGUCAACCAGCUAAAGGAGGAGCUGGAGAAGGUUCAGGCCGAAAAGGAGAGUGGGAUCCAAGCAGCCAUGGAUAAGGUCAUUCAUGCGGUGGAUCGCACAAAGAAGGCUGAAGCUGAAAGAGACAACGCUCUGAACAACCUCAGCACUCUCAGACAGCGAGUAGCAAUGGCUGACCAAGAUCUCGCCCACGUAGAGAAGGGGCUACGGAAAGCCAAAACUUAGUACCAGAGCUGCAAAAGCAUUGCGCGAGCUUAAGGAGUGGUGGUUGGUAGGUGUCGAUAUGUUCAAGGAUGCCGUAGCUGUGGCAUCCAUGAACACCACAGCAAAAAUUUAUAAUGACAUUCAUGGAAAAGUAUUGAAUCACCAACCAGACUUUUCGAUCAACGAACUGGCAUUUUUUUAGGGUGAGGAAUUUGAUGAAGAGGGGAAGAGCCUUGCUUCCCCUGCUGAUACCACCGUGCAGCUUAGGUGGGAGUGUAGACGACCACUUAAGAUUUUUUCAAAAUAAAUUGAAAAAUUAAGU
Molecule: messenger RNA, 1727 nt
Organism: Rubroshorea leprosula
Lineage: Eukaryota; Viridiplantae; Streptophyta; Magnoliopsida; Malvales; Dipterocarpaceae
Source: the annotation of a GenBank genome assembly